UUAGUGGUCCCGUGAUGUCAGGAGAGCUAGCUUAGCAUCGGAACCACUCUAGUGUGUGUCUCCGUCUUCUGCCUUUCCAUGGUCCGGAUGGGACUGUCAGCUCACUGUUCGGCUCUGCUUUCUUCCGCGGACUCAGUACUUGCGGUUGAGGAGGAUGUCUGAAGGUGAUUCGCGGCUUGUCGGAGCUCCGAGGACCAGACCGGGAGCCGCUCAGUUCGCCGCUGCGGAGUCCGACGUCUGAUUUGGAAACAGGCUGCGGAGCUUCGAUCAUGUCGCUGUUCGUUUUGGAGCGACUGACAGAUUUUGGAGACUAUAGCGGCGGCGAACAGCUGUCAGAGACGCUCAAGCUUCAAAGCUGCCUGUCCAGAGUUCGCUCGAGCCCAGAUGGACGUCACAUUCACGUCUGCGAGCCUGAGGUCGGUCUUGUGACUUUUGACAAGUAUGAACGAGCCCAGCCGGUCCACCAGCAGAAGAAUCUGUGCGUGACGCGAGGUCAGGCCGUUGUGGAUGUGUUAUAUCUGAACAGCGACAGUCAGAAGUAUGUGGUGCUUGUGGUGUAUGAAAGUGGGAAAGCGGAGUUCUGGAGGUUCCAGGAGUGUCAAGGUGGCUGGUCCCUUUUACAGACGUGGGAGCUGUGCAACAGUCCCAGAGCCCGGCUCCUGUCUGUCUGCGUCUGCUCUGAUCUCAUCAUCUGGUGUGAGGAGAGACCCCCCUCAGAAGGCUCCACCACCACCAAGCUAAGAUACUGUGUUUGUCGACGGGAGUUUGGCAUCCACGAGGGGGCUGUCACUCUCGGAGGGGUGAAGGUCACACUGCACAACAACCCCAGAUUCACUGUGAUCAGCAGCGGCGAGUGUGUGCAUCUUCUUCCGGAGGCUGCCGCCAAGCCCCAGCUCAGCAUCUCCAGGUGUUUUCUCACUUGGUACCCGCAUCAAGACUUCUUUCGGAUCAGCACCACGGGUCGGAAUGUCCCGCUGAAGAAAGUCUGGGGUAAAGAAUCAGACUUUCAGAAGUUGGUACUGGACUGUUUGGGAUAUUUAUCAGCAAUCAACCCGCCGGAUAUACGCGGCUAUGCUUCUCUGCCGUGUGGAGAGCUGCUGCUUCUGCUCAGCACCGGGUGGGUGUGUCACCUGCAGAAGGAUGGGACGCUGCGACAGGUGCAUAAGCUUCCAGAACAUUGCACGUUAGAACACAGUAGCCUUGCUGUGUUCGAGGACACGCUGGCUCUAGCUGUAUGUGACCUUCUGCUCCUUAUUGACUUGAACUGCGGCAGAGAGCUGGGGAGAGUUCUCCUGCUGAAGCAAGGCGCACUGUUUACCAACCAGUCUGCGUGUCGGACGCCUCACUUCCUGUCAGAGACUGGCCUGUACGUCGUCGCGCAGCGAGAUGCUGACAGCAGAGACUCAAAGACGAAGUCGCCUGUGGAGCACCUCCACCCUGGUGCUCUCUUGGUGGAGGCGGUUUUUGAGGAAGCCUGCAAAUACUAUCAGCAGAGGAGCCUCAGCAGCACGCAGCUGACAGUGGAGGCUCUCAAGCGAGGAGGCAGAUUCCAGGCCCCCAUAUCUUUAGCCAGUAUCCUCAGACUUUACCUCAAUCUGGGCUCGACGGCAGAGCCGGUCCUCAAUGGAAGUAGCGGAAUCAACGACAGACACGACAAGCUUCAGUGCUCACUAGAGGCCGAGCUGAAGGCCCUUGUGUCUCUAGAGGAGGUCAAAAGGACGUUAGUGAGGGGGGGUGAGACGGAGGUGGAGGCCGUGUGUGAGACUCUGGUGGAGAAGGAGGUGAUGAGGCUGCUGUCCGUGUCGGAAAUGGACAAAGACAAUCUUCAGUACCUCAACUCCAUAUUCAGUGGCUUUCCUUGCCAAGCGUGGAGGGCAGCCCAGCGGGCGCUGCAGCUACACUACAAUGGAGAGGGGGUGUUGUCCACCCGAGCCUCGGCGGACGUCUGGAAAACUGUCUUAAGUCCCACUGGGACCUCUGCCCCCUCGCUUUUCACCCCACUCACCAACGGAGGACCGAAACACUCCUAUCACGAUGCUAAGUGUUCGCACCUCACCUUGCCCUCCGUCAUGCCGGUGUUUGAGCUCCUCUGCUGCUCAGUCCUCCACUUCCAGCCAACCUGGCUUCCCCAGUUCCUGGAGCUGGCUCAGCAGCAGCAGCAGGGUUCGGCCUCUCUGGGCCUCAGCUUGGUCUCCUCCUCUUGGAGCAUGAGUGGUACCAGAGGAGACGAGGCCACGGAGAACAAGGUGCCGCUCUACAAACGAACCCUUCGUGUCCUGAACAGCCACGACCCGGACCAGCACCGGGACCUGGAAGUGGAGGUGAUGAUGACCAGCGGGCGGCCGGUCGCCAUCCUCGAGGCUCUGAGGAUCCUGAUCAGGAGGCAGCAGUGGGAGCGGGUCAUUCAGAUGGCACAGAGGUUCUGCAAACAGAGCCCGUUUCUGAACAAGGACAUUUUCACCAGUCUGCUCUGCGAGGUGACUCAGCAUCGAGAUUUGGACCCCUACCUGGACCUUUUGUGGACCCUUUGCCCCGAGGACAUGACCGUCACCACACUUUUGAAUUUAAUCUUGAAAGACUUGCCCACCCCAGUCACGGCGCCCCCUACAUCUUUUUCUGCGUCAAGCUCCACCACUCCCUUCCCGGAUCCCCAGAGUGGUCGACUGACGGUGGGGCUCCUGAAGCCUCUGCUGAGGAAGGUGCUUCAGAGGGAGAUGAAACCCAGCCAGCACUACGUCGACAUCCUCCAGUCCCCAUCCUUCCCCCCACCAACACCCCCGCGCUAUCCUGUCCACCCCCCAGUCAGAGCCACCUCCCCUGAAUCAGAUGACCAGCAGGACUCCACUCAGAACUCUAACUUUUCCUUGUGAAUAAAAACACUCUUUUAGAA
Synchiropus splendidus (mandarinfish) is the source of this 2890-nucleotide messenger RNA. RefSeq names its product BLOC-2 complex member HPS6. Gene Ontology annotation, cellular component: BLOC-2 complex; lysosomal membrane. The coding region runs from base 270 to 2870 and encodes 866 amino acids. NCBI's taxonomy places the organism in Eukaryota, Metazoa, Chordata, Actinopteri, Syngnathiformes, Callionymidae. The transcript has a single exon. Gene Ontology annotation, biological process: organelle organization; protein localization to membrane; melanocyte differentiation. The record is from RefSeq and is a predicted model, not a curated record.